AUGAAAAUCCCGAGGGCUAGUCCUGAAACAAAUAAUAACAAAAAGUCCAAAGAGUACAUUUUACUGAAUCGAACCUUUCAAGACCAUGUGCUUCUGGAGGAUCCGUUUGUCCAACCAUUAUUAAUGCAUCACCCACCGGAAUCAGAACUCCAUGGGCAUCGUCUAAUGUUUCGUCUAGCUGAAAUGCCAGAGAAUGAACAACUCAUCGCAGCCAGUCUUCGCUUGCGUUAUGAACCUACCACAACCCGGAAUUCUACGACAGAAUCUGAUCGUUUUCGUGCACACUGUGGUCAUCAGAAAAUCGAUCCACAUUACUGGCCAAUAACGUUGUGGUUACACUACGAUCUAAAUGAUCAAUCGAUUCCGUGGGAUUUAGAAACGGUUGGAUCUUUUGAACCGGAUGAACCGAGUUGUGAAUGGUCUUUGGGGAUGAACAACUACACAAUGCUGCAUCUUCCUCCCGGUUGGUUUCAUAUUCCUCUUAGUUCGACUAUUUUGAAUAUGCUACAACAAGUGAAUAUGCAUUCAAAUCCCACCAAGUAUGUGACAGUUCGAUUGCGCAGCCUCGUUCCCCGCAUCGAUCGUGGACAAACACUUGACAAAUUACGUUUGCAUCCACGUUCCGCCAAUGGAUUUGACAUGUCUCAAUGGUUGCACGAGGCUCCGCAUCUAUUCACAUUUCAUCGAGACCCACAGGUGCUACUGAAAUCGUCCAAACGAACGCGUCGAUCGGUGCCCGAACAACCUACAAGGUCACCUGAACUGGGGAGAACUACUACGAAACCAAAGAUCAACAGCAAGUCUUUUCACAAUAAACCGGUCAAAGAAGCGAUCAUGGAUCUACGGACAAGAACACUGAACGAGACACCAAUCUCACGUUCAAGCUCGCAUUAUUUCCCCGCUGCACCAGCUUCAGACGAAACAUCUGCUUCACGUCUUAGCUGGCAGCCUUCACAACUUGCCACGACUCCAAAUGAGGUUUCAUCUUCUUAUUCAAGUCGGAAACCACCACUUCCUGCCCCGGUUUUGGAUGAGGCGCUCACUCAGACCGGCAGCCUCGCGCAACGGUUACGACCUCGGUUUCAUGUUCAAGUCAACCCGAUGCAGCUUUGUCUUGACUAUCGAACGAGACUUCUGUUUCACGUUCUGGUCGAAGGAUAG
Molecule: messenger RNA, 1161 nt
Organism: Echinostoma caproni
Lineage: Eukaryota; Metazoa; Platyhelminthes; Trematoda; Plagiorchiida; Echinostomatidae
Source: the annotation of a GenBank genome assembly